AUGGCGCACCUCCCAUUGAUUACGACAGAAAGUGGAGUGAUUCAGGUACUCGAUUUUGUCGACGAUGUUCUGGUGCAUGCGCUUGAAAUGACAGGCAACAUGCAGAGAGAAAAUAACGGCCUUGCCGUUGACGACUUCGAUUUUGAGGAAUGGGUGAGUAGUGGUGGUAGUCAUGGUGACAGCCCCGGUAGUCAAAUCAAUACAUUGUGUGGAUAUAACAAUUUUGUUAUCUUUAUGGACAUGAACUACACUAUCGAAUACUACAGUGAAGAGGUCAGGCUGGAGGUCGACCAGCUUCCAUUGAGUAUGCGUGCCCGAUACCAGCAUCUUGUUGAACGCAUGAAGGUAUAUGGCAGCAAUCUCGGAGAACCUCAUACCAGUGCUUUCGGUAACGGGCUUUUCGAGCUUCGGAUUAAAGGUAGUGAUGGCAUCGCACGCGUCUUUUACUGCACCCUGGCAGGAAAACGCAUCAUCAUGCUGCAUAGUUUCAUCAAGAAGACCCAGAAAACCCCACCAGCCGAACGCCAAAAAGCUGAAACCAGAAUGAAGGAGGUAAAGCAUGACUGGUAA
Molecule: messenger RNA, 570 nt
Organism: Cooperia oncophora
Lineage: Eukaryota; Metazoa; Nematoda; Chromadorea; Rhabditida; Trichostrongylidae
Source: the annotation of a GenBank genome assembly